Molecule: messenger RNA, 2571 nt
Organism: Trichoderma gamsii
Lineage: Eukaryota; Fungi; Ascomycota; Sordariomycetes; Hypocreales; Hypocreaceae
Product: coatomer subunit beta
Exons: 4
Coding region: 1-2571 (856 amino acids)
Biological process (GO): intra-Golgi vesicle-mediated transport; intracellular protein transport; retrograde vesicle-mediated transport, Golgi to endoplasmic reticulum
Cellular component (GO): COPI vesicle coat
Molecular function (GO): structural molecule activity; protein binding
Source: RefSeq, a predicted model, not a curated record
AUGAGAUUGGACGUCAAGCGCCAGCUUUACGCUCGAAGCGAACGAGUCAAGGGAAUCGAUUUCCACCCUCAGGAGCCAUGGAUCCUCACCACCCUAUACAGCGGCCACGUCAACAUCUGGUCAUACGAGACGCAGCAGAUUGUCAAGUCAUUCGAGCUCACAGAUGUCCCCGUGCGAGCUGGUAGAUUCGUUGCGCGAAAGAACUGGAUAGUCUGUGGAUCAGAUGACUUCCAGCUGCGAGUCUACAACUACAACACCUCCGAAAAGAUUACCUCCUUUGAGGCCCACCCCGACUAUAUCAGAGCCAUCUGCGUUCACCCAACGCUGCCGUUUGUCCUGACCGCCUCCGAUGAUAUGAGCAUCAAGCUUUGGGACUGGGACAAGGGUUGGAAAUGUGUCCAAGUUUUUGAGGGCCACAGCCACUAUGUCAUGGGUCUUGCCAUUAACCCCAAAGAUACAAACACGUUUGCGUCGGCGUGUUUGGACCGAACUGUCAAGAUCUGGAGCUUGGGAUCCGGCACCGCCAACUUCACCCUCGAGGCCCAUGAAACCAAGGGUGUAAACCAUGUCGACUACUACCCCCACUCCGACAAGCCUUACCUCCUCACCACUUCCGACGACCGAACAGUCAAGAUCUGGGACUACACCACAAAGUCUCUGAUUGCAACCCUCGAGGGGCACACCAACAACGUUUCGUUCGCCUGCUACCACCCUGAGCUGCCCGUCAUCAUCUCUGGUUCAGAAGACGGCACCAUCAAGCUCUGGCACGCCAACACAUACCGGCUGGAGCAGUCAUUGAGCUAUAGCUUGGAAAGAGCCUGGUGCGCCUCUUAUCAGAAGGGAAAACAGGGCGUUGCCGUUGGUUACGAUGACGGUGCUGUGGUGAUCAAGCUGGGACGCGAGGAGCCGGCUGUUUCCAUGGAUCCCUCCGGCAAGCUGAUUUGGGCAAAGCAGAACGAAGUCGUAUCGUCCAUCAUCAAGGGAGAUGCUUCUAUCAAGGAUAACGAGCCCAUCACAUUACCGACCAAGGAUCUAGGCACCUGCGAAGUCUACCCCCAGACGCUUAUCCACUCACCAAAUGGCCGAUUCGUUGCCGUGUGCGGUGACGGCGAGUACAUCAUUUACACGGCGCUGGCAUGGCGCAACAAGGCCUUUGGAUCUGCCAUGGACUUUGUGUGGGCGUCAAAAGAGAACAGCAAUGACUUUGCCAUCCGAGAGUCGCCCAUGAGCGUCAAGGUGUUCAAGAACUUUGUGGAGAAGAGCGGAGGCCUCGAUGUUGGAUUCCAGGCCGAUGGUCUUACGGGAGGUGUUUUACUGGGUGUAACUGGCCAGGGCGGUGUCUCGUUCUUCGACUGGAACACUGGUGGCCUGGUUCGCAGAAUCGAGGUAGAGCCCAAACAGGUCUACUGGUCAGAGAGCGGCGAGCUGGUGGCUAUUGCUUGCGAAGAUACGUUUUACGUACUGCGCUUCUCUCGCGAAAACUACGUCGAGGCUGUGCAAUCCGGAGAGGUUGAGGAAGAUGGCGUCGAAUCAGCGUUCGAAGUCAUUACCGAUGUCAACGAAUCCAUUCGCACGGGUGAAUGGGUAGGUGACUGCUUCAUUUACACCAACAGCACCAACCGACUCAACUACCUGGUUGGCGACCAGACUUACACCAUCUCUCACUUCGACAAGCCCAUGUACCUCCUAGGUUACAUCCAGAGAGAUUCUCGCAUCUACCUUGCCGAUAAAGACGUCGGUGUCACCUCCUUUGCCCUGUCACAGCCCGUUCUCGAAUACCAGACCUUGGUAUUGCGCGAGGAUAUGGAGACGGCUGCUGAGCUGCUGCCUACUAUCCCUGCCGAUCAGCUGAACAAGGUUGCGAGAUUCUUGGAAGGCCAAGGACACAAAGACCUUGCUCUGGAGGUUGCAACUGACCCCGAACACAAGUUUGAGCUCGCAUUGGCCCUGAAUCAGCUCACUAUUGCUCUUGACCUGGCCCGACAAGCCGACGUCGAGCACAAGUGGAAGACUGUUGGAGACGCGGCUCUGACAGCCUGGGAUGUCAAUCUUGCUGCGGAGUGCUUUACACACGGCAAGGACUUGGGCUCUCUCCUCCUCGUAUACUCAUCAACAGGUGACCACGAGGGUCUCGCCAAGCUGGUCGCUCAGGCCGAAGAGGCCAAUGCUCACAACGUGGCAUUCUCGGCCGCUUGGCUCGUCGGAGACAUUGACCGAUGCGUGGACAUCUUGACCAAGACUGGACGGGCAGUAGAAGCUACUCUGUUUGCCCAGACAUACAAGCCUAGCCUAGCCGCGACCGCGGCGAAAUCAUGGAAAGAGAGCUUGGAGAAGAACAAGAAGGGACGAGUAGCCAAGUUGAUUGGUGUGCCCGAUGACGAUGCGGAGCUGUUCCCGGAGUGGGAUGAGUGGCUGAAGCUGGAGAGUGAGGGUGGCGUAGCCGCCGAUGUCGAUAUGGCGACACCUAAUAGCAAGUCUGAGGAAGAGGGCGAGGCUGAGGCUCAGGAAGAGGCAGAGGAAGAGGAACAGGACGAAGAAAUGGAGGAGGCUAAGGAGGAGCAGGAGGCGUAA